AUGGAGAAGAAGCAACAAGUAGAGUGGGCUGAAGCUCAGAAGAUUGUGCUAAGCAUAGACCUGGUGGCUGAAGCCAAGCAACAGCUGCAAUUUCUAGCAGUUGUUGAUCGUAAUCGAAAACUCCAUGAAGGCCCUGCUUUGUUCAAGGCCAUUUACAGGUACAAAUAUUGUUGGCUUCCCUUGCUUGCCAAACGUAUUGAAUCUGAGGUUACAGAAGCUCCACUGGUUGUGCCUCUUGAUUGUGAAUGGAUUUGGCAUUGUCACAGGCUCAAUCCGGUGUGUUAUGUAGCUGAUUGUGAAACUCUCUACGGGAGAAUCCUUGACAACCAGAAUGUUGUAUCCUCCAUUUGGGGAACUUGCAGAAAGCAAACUGAACAAAUCUGGAACAAGUUAUAUCCCCAUGAGCCAUAUGAAGUUCAAAACAACAGCAUCUUCUCAGAUGACACUUCCCUGGAUAUUCACAAAGUUUCAGAAAGCACCAAGUAUGAUCUAGUUUCUGCUGUCAAAAGACAAAUUUCUUUGUUCCAUCAGGUAUCCGGAGCUUAUGUGAAAAACGACAUUUUUCUCAAGGAAGCUGUAGCCAGAUACAAAGGGUUUCUGCAUUUGAUCAAGAGAAACAGGCAGUUGUCAGUUAAGCGCUUCUGUGUUCCGACUUAUGACAUUGACCUCAUCUGGCAUUCUCACCAACUGUAUCCUGCUGCCUACUGCAAAGAUCUUAAGACAAUAUUAGGCAAGGUCUUACAGCAUGAUGACACAGAUUCUGACCGAACCAAGGGUAACAAGCUAGAUGUUGCGUUUUCUGGGACCACCAAACAAUGGGAAGAAACAUUUGGUUCAAGGUACUGGAGAGCUGGAGCAAUGUACCGAGGCAGCACUCCAUCUCCCCUCACCAUCAAUCUCAGCCAACUAGAAAUACCAAAAAACAAAGGAGUUGUACCUGACUCAUACAGGAAUGUUAUUCAGCUUCCAAAGAGAAUGCUUGUAGAGGUUAUGCUGGAAAUAGUUGCGGUGAGAAACUUUCCAACCGAGCAUAAAGGUAGCCUCUUUGUCUCUAUUAGCAAGAAACAGCCAGACCUGUUCUUCAGUACCAGGAGAAGGAUAGACUUUUCUUCUGACUCUACAGAGAUUGCUGUCUUUCAAUGCCAACCUACCGGAGAGCUUCUGUUCGAGCUUAUGUCAUGUUCCUCUUCAGUACUUCCCACAUCAAAGUCUCCUAUACUACUGGGAACAUCUGCAAUUACUCUAGACGACCUCUUCAAGUCACUUUCUAAACUGCAAGCGGAGAAGUGGUUAGAGUUCAUGCCAAAUACCAGUGUCCUGGGUUCAAAUCGCAUCAGCCUGCGCAUUGCUUUCUCUUGGACCACUCCAAUUCCAUCACCAUACAGACUGCACAUGGUUCUAACACAUUCGUCGAAGUCUUGUUUCUUUUCACUCUCUGGAAGGUUUCAAAAUGCUAAACACUGGGCAUGCGUGAUGCAUGAGGCUGAAAGUGAACUCAUGAGCAUUCAAAUGAGGGAGUUGAUAGUUGAAACAAGUGACAAUUGUCUUCCCAAAAAGGAAGUGAUAGGGACAACUCCACAAGGUGAAUCCCAUAUGCUGGCUGAAUUUGUUGGAACUGGAUGGUCUUUGAUGAAUGGUGACUGGUUCUUUCGUUUGCCAAAUAAGCUCGAUGAAGAAGACCACAUCUUCGAAAUUGUAGGUAACCGAAAGGUAAUCAUCCUUCCUGGAAGAAAACUUGAGUAUGAAACCAGAAGCCGCUCCAAGCAGGAAACUGAACAGAACUUCUUGACAGCUAUCGAAAUCUCCCCGGAGUAUCCCUAUGGAAAAGCUGUGGCUUUGGUCAAUGUGAAAUCGGGAUUCCUAGAGAUCAAGGAAGAGUGGCUAUUAUUGCCUUGGAUCACAUCAGCUUUCAUACUUUCGGAUGUUUCAUCGUCAGGUGAGGGCUAUGAUCGUUUCACUGCUACCAGUGGAGAGAAGCAAUCAGAAUUUGUGGCGACUUAUCCAGCAGAAGAUGUCGACAUUAAGCACAAUGAAAAAGGAAAAAGAGCCAACUUGUUCCCUGCCUCGGAAAGAACGAGAGUUCAGGGGGAUGAUGAGUGUUCAAACGAAUGGGAAACCGUGCAUGCCUCCUGUGUCGACCCAUAUGUAGACGGCUUUAGCCAGUGCUGUGCCUCCUGUGUCGACCCUUAUGAAGUUGGCUUUAGCCAGUGCUGUGCCUCCUGUGUCGACAGUUAUGCUAAAAGUAAAAGGUAGCCAUUGCGGAGUAAGAUGUGGCAGUGGUGGCAAUUGCCGGGGUGGUCAGCGUGCGGAAGGCGUGGUUCUGGUUGCAGUA
Messenger RNA from Fragaria vesca subsp. vesca, 2332 nucleotides. RefSeq lists its product as uncharacterized. The record is from RefSeq and is a predicted model, not a curated record. The transcript has 8 exons. The coding region runs from base 1 to 2253 and encodes 750 amino acids. Lineage: Eukaryota; Viridiplantae; Streptophyta; Magnoliopsida; Rosales; Rosaceae.